Molecule: messenger RNA, 3216 nt
Organism: Pungitius pungitius (ninespine stickleback)
Lineage: Eukaryota; Metazoa; Chordata; Actinopteri; Perciformes; Gasterosteidae
Gene: relb
Product: v-rel avian reticuloendotheliosis viral oncogene homolog B
Exons: 9
Coding region: 1043-2554 (503 amino acids)
Biological process (GO): cellular response to stress; positive regulation of transcription by RNA polymerase II; response to cytokine
Cellular component (GO): cytoplasm
Molecular function (GO): RNA polymerase II cis-regulatory region sequence-specific DNA binding; DNA-binding transcription factor activity, RNA polymerase II-specific
Source: RefSeq, a predicted model, not a curated record
AAUGGAUUUGCUGCUUUAUUUGUCAUUGUUUGGUUGUAUGACAAAGCAUCCAGUUAAACAAGUUACUGCGAGCUGAACUUGUGACAACCAUUUAAACAUUUCAGACCUAUUAUGAAUUCAACGUUUAAUCAAAACAAAUAUCGGAAAAUGAAUUACUUAAAUAUAUAAUAUUUGUCAUAGCCCUCGACAAAUAUUGUUCUAUGCAGUCAGAGACAAAAGAUUACACACAGCGUGACACCUAUAUUUUGUCUAUUGUGCCUCCAUAUUGCUGUUGAAAGCUUUUCCACAACAAACUUAAGUACACAAAGCUUCAGCCGUGCUUCUCUGUGAGGACGUAAAAAGAGGUGAUGGCUGUUGUACCUUGCAGUACUUAGUCAGGCAAGCAGGUCGGGCUCUUACAAUAUAGCACGUGGUUUACGGAUCAAAAGUGGUGUAAUCUGAUAAGACUGCAGUGACGUUCUGUCCUGCACAGACGGGUCGUGAUGUAGAUCACAAGAAAGCAGCUGAAACACUGAGUCCACAAGUGACCUGCAUGUGAGAUACAACGUGUGUACAGAUAGUUUAAAAAAAAAAGAAAAGAUGGUGAUGGUUGCCGAAGUACCCCGUCGCCAUGCUUUUCUGUGGGAAGGCAGCUGAGAUGAAGGAGGAGGAGGAGGAGGAGGAUUAACUGUAAUAUGACACCUACUUUCAGUUUGCCUUCCCUGCUGUUUACCAGACAAACCCACCAAGGAGUGAAAGGUCGCAUUCUUCGCCCUGCGCUUCUCCAAUUGGUCAAUUCUUCUUUAAGCUGAGCUGGCUUCCUACUUCCUGUUUGCUGGUUCGGUCUGCCAGGCUUUUGUUUAGCUCUCGUGUUUGAAUGCUAACAGGUUUUCCUCGGCUAACGCGCUCCUCCUAAGUGGACAUCUGUGGCUCAACAGGAUAUUGUGAAACAUGAUCUCAUGCAAAGGCAUCACCCAGAUCGCCGCAGCAACGGUUUAACGCGUUCUCUGAAGUGAAAAAGCCGACACGCACCUUCCCGCCGCAGUCAAGCACUUCCAAAGAGAUGGCUCACUCUUCCCGUGGAGCCGGCGCUCCCCCCGCUUUCCCGCGGCGCGGUCGAGGCGCCGCGUGUUCGCUGGCCUCCAAGAGCUCCCGUGGCGUUUCCUCUCAGAGCCGCGGCGGCGAAACGGAGAUGCUGGAGCGGCUGCUGAACAAGCCCAGGCUGGUGGUGUUGGAGGAGCCCAAGGAGAGAGGCAUGAGGUUUCGCUAUGAAUGUGAGGGACGCUCGGCCGGCAGCAUUCUGGGGGCGUCCAGCUCUGAAACCAACAAGAGUCAGCCCACGAUAGAGAUUCAAGGUCCCAUUGACCACUUAAAGAAGGUUACAGUCACUGUUUCCUUGGUAACCAAAGACCCCCCACAUCGGCCUCACCCCCACUGCCUGGUGGGUAAAGACUGCGUAAACGGUUCAGGAAUAUGCGUAGUCACUCUCAAUCCUCACAGCAGCCGACGUCAUAGCUUUGUCAACCUUGGUAUCCAGUGUGUGAGGAGGAAAGAGCUGGAUGCUUCACUUGAGAAGAGAAGAAACCUAAAUAUCGACCCCUUUCAAACUGGUCACUCAAAGGGCAUCGAAGACAUGGACAUGAACGCCGUGCGACUGUGUUUUCAGUGUGAGUUUGACUGGGAAGACGGCAGAAAAGACUGUCUCAGCCCAGUGGUGUCCAACCCCAUCUAUGACAAGAAGGCCACGACCACAUCACAGCUGAAGAUCGGCCGUUUUAACCAGUACCGAGGUUCCUGCACCGGCAAGACCGAGAUCUACAUGUUGUGUGACAAAGUGCAGAAAGAUGACAUAGAGAUCAUCUUCAGGCGAGGGUCAUGGAAGGCGAGCGGGGAGUUUGCCCAGACAGAUGUGCACCGGCAAAUCGCCAUUGUGUUUAAGACUCCACCCUAUCAGGACCAGGACAUCACGGAGGAGGUUGAAGUCAGCGUGGUGCUGCGUCGCCUCUCGGACCAGAUGGAGAGCGAGUCCGUUACCUUCACGUACCUGCCACACAAUCCAGAUCCAUACGAGGUGAACCGGAAGAGAAAGAUAAAGUCGGACAUCAGCUUCAGUGAGAAACCGUGUGUGACAGCAGAGAGCGCACCUGCAGCAGAGCUGCCCUUCCACCUUCAUCCAGCCAUGAUGUCUCCUAACGAGAGGCUCUGUGCCGCCCAGCCCGGGGCCUCCGCUUUGGGGGAAAUGGGUUACAGCGAGCCCCAGGACUCAAACAAUGACAGCGAUGCAACGGCCAUCCUGAAUCAGCUGCUGGAAAUGCCCGCAUUAUGGGACAUGAUCUCCAACCCCGGCCUGACCUCGACCAUGCCCCCCAGCUUCGAGCAGGGGCCCGAGGCCAACGCCGUGUUCGCCAACAUGGAUGGGAACUUCAACCAGAACUUUGGCACCUACACACAGGACUUUUCCCAUUACAACGACUUGCAGUUCAACAUGCUCGUCAACGAGAUCCAGAAUCCGCAGCCAGAGGGCCGGGACAGCCCCUCCGGAGCCCUGCAGGUGAAGACCGAAGACGAGCCGUGAGCCCCGGGAAGCUAAUCGUGUAAAAAAGUCAGUGACAAAAAACGCUUACUGCUUUCUGGGAGCGAGUUCGAUGUCCCCUUGGAUUUAGACACAAACGAGGUCAUUUUGUCUUGUGUCAAAUUACGGCUGAUUUCUCUGUGAAAUGUGUUUGCCCUCCUGCUGAAUCCGUGUUUGUCUGCAAACCUUGCGGGUCAAGGCUUUAGUUCAGCUCCAGCAGAGCAGGAGCAGGUUCACAUUCCUGCACGUGUGCUGCCAGUGACAUUUAAAUAGCCCCCCCCCCCCCAUUCAUUGCACUGUAUUGUAGUAAAUCAUUGGUAAAGUAAGACUUAAAUGUGCUGAUGAGAUUAAAACACAGUUCACAGGGUUGUUUUGGGGAAACAACGUCAUUUCCUCAGAGUGGUAUUUUAACACAAAAAGUCUACAGUGGUUUCAGACCUGCCCUCCAUGUUCAUACUUAAUCACUGUGUCAUUGCGGCAGUCGCACCAGCUGGCUUGCUUUAGUAAUUAAUCUGCUUGAAUGCAAUAGGAACCAGUCCUCUUAAAUUUCCUGUUUCUGCCUUUUUUUGUGCGGUUCCACUCACGUGCUGAACGUUCCAAUUUCCGCUCGUCACAAGUCCAACCCGUGUCAGUGAUUCAGAAAAAAUAAUAAAAUGUCAAUCUGU